This is a messenger RNA of Salvia hispanica, 1452 nucleotides long. RefSeq names its product ascorbate peroxidase 6 (gene APX6). The record is from RefSeq and is a predicted model, not a curated record. Gene Ontology annotation, biological process: hydrogen peroxide catabolic process; cellular response to oxidative stress; response to reactive oxygen species. Lineage: Eukaryota; Viridiplantae; Streptophyta; Magnoliopsida; Lamiales; Lamiaceae. Gene Ontology annotation, molecular function: heme binding; peroxidase activity.
UUAACGGUUCUGAGCUGAGCUUAACAACCUACUAAAAAUGAACUGCACAGCAACCACCGCCGCCGCCACCGCCGAUCUGGCGCUGCUGAGCUCAGCUGCCUCCGUUUCCGCCGCAAGAGAGCUCAAGCUCUCUUCGAGAAGCUCUCCGCUGGUUAAGUUCGCCGCGAAGAGGCUCACAGUGUCCUGCGCUGCGGCUUCUUCGCCUCCGCAUUUGGGGAGGCGAGGGCUAAUGUAUUUGGCUGCGACGUCGUUUCUGAUUCCUCUCCCCAAACAAGCAGCUAUUGCUGCUGCUGAUGAAAAGUCCCUGCUGCAAGAAGAGAUCAGGAAGGUUAUGACCAAGAAUAAGGCUCCUGGUUUCCUUCGUUUAGUUUUUCAUGAUGCUGGAACUUUCGACGAGGGUGAUAAAACAGGUGGUAUGAAUGGAUCAAUAGUUUAUGAACUCGACAGACCUGAAAAUGCAGGUCUUCAAAAGACAGUGAAGAUUCUGGAGAAAGUGAAAGAAGAGUUGGAAUCAGUACGACCAGUAUCCUGGGCAGAUCUGAUAGCUGUGGCUGGAGCAGAGGCUGUUUUGAUAUGUGGAGGUCCAGAGAUCCCUGUUCGACUGGGAAGAAUAGAUGCAACGGUACCUGAUCCCACUGGGAGGCUCCCUGAAGAGACGCUCGAUGCAAAGAACAUGAAGAAAAGUUUUCAAAACAAAGGCUUCUCAGCCCAGGAACUCGUUGCUCUAUCCGGAGCUCAUACUAUAGGAGGCAAAGGAUUUGGAAGUCCAGUAGUGUUCGACAACUCUUACUACAAAAUCCUUGCAAAGAAAUCAGGGUCAUCUUCAGGCGGCAUGUCCAGCAUGGUUGGCCUUCCCUCGGACAAGGCACUAGCUGCCGAUGAUGAAUGCUACGGGUGGAUCUCAAAGUAUGCAGAGGAUCAAAACCUCUUUUUCGAAGAUUUCAAGAAAGUCUACACCAAGCUAGUGGACACCGGUGCAAACUGGAGCUCUGCAUGAGCUGAGACGAGCACUGGUUUGUUAUCGCUUCUAGUUUAGUUUGUAGCAUUGUGUUCGUAUUGUAGUAUCAACAUAAAGUAGACAAAAUAAACGAGUUCAUGUCCCACCAACGUGCAGUAGAUGCCGGCUAACAAGCCGGGCUCGACACCAUCUCUCUUUUCAAUGAAUAAGCUCAGAUGAGAGCAUGAGCAGACCCCCACCCUCAGAGGAUGGUUGAAACAUCAUCUUGAGGGCCCUUGUUCCCCUCUCUGUCUAGACAGUUGCAUUUAAGUCUUAGAAAUGAUUUGUGUUUUGGACCACUCUGAGAGAGAGAGAGAGUGUGUGUUGUGUGUGUUUUCCUUCCAUUGUAUGUGGUGAAGUUGCUGUGAGAUACUGAGAAUUUAACUCUAUGUUGAGUCAAAUCGGAUAUGAAUAAUAAUACCACGUAAUAAUAAUUCAGUGACAGUAGCAUACUA